CCGGGCGCCGCGAGCGGGGAGAGGGGGCAGCAGAGGGCGAGCGGCGAGCGGCAAAGAGUGAAGUGGGCACCGCGGCUGCGGCGGCGAGCGCGGGGCCGACGAGCAUGAGCGCGGCGGCGGCGGCGGGCGCGGCGCGGGGCUCGGGGCCGGCGGGGUGGCGGGCGGCGCGGGCCGCCCAGUAGCGGCGGGCGUGCGGCGGGGCGGCCGGCGGGGCAUGCGGCCGGCGGCCGGUCCGGGAGCCGGAGCGCCAGCCCGAGCCCGCGCCCCCCGCGCCUAAGAGCGGGCGCUCUCCCGGCGCCGGCCCCGGAGCCCCGAGUCCCCGCGGCCCCGCAGCCCCCGGAGCUGGGACAACUGUUGCGGCGGCGGCGGGGGCACCGCGGGGGCAUGAGCGGCCCCGCGCCCCGGUAGGCGGCUCAGCCCCGCGGGCGCCGGCUCCCGGCGGCGGAGCAAGGAGCGAGCGGGCGGCGGGCACAAGGCAGCGCGCGACGAAUCGAUGCAAGCCAAACGAUGACCAGUUGUGGCCAGCAGCCCCUGAACGUGCUUGCCGUCCUCUCGUUGCUGAUUUCCGCAGUCUUGUCCGCGCAUUUCCGGGUCUGUGAGCCAUACACGGACCACAAAGGCCGCUAUCACUUUGGCUUCCACUGCCCCCGGCUCUCGGACAACAAAACCUUCAUCCUCUGCUGUCACCAUAACAACACGGUUUUCAAAUACUGCUGCAAUGAGACAGAGUUCCAGGCGGUGAUGCAGGCGAACCUCACGACCAGCUCCGAGGGCUACAUGCACAACAACUACACCGCCUUGUUGGGAGUGUGGAUCUAUGGCUUCUUCGUGUUGAUGCUGCUGGUCCUGGAUCUUUUGUAUUACUCGGCAAUGAACUACGACAUUUGCAAGGUUUACCUGGCACGGUGGGGCAUUCAUGGACGGUGGAUGAAACAGGACCCCAGGCGGUGGGGAAACCCUGCGCGGGCACCCCGGCCAGGGCAGCCGGCGCUGCAGUCCCAGCCUCCGCCGGGUCCCCUGCCGCAAGCCCCCCAGGCCGCACACACGCUGCAGAGAGAGAGCCGCAGCCCGCCGCUGAUGAGCUUCCAGGGUUCGUCUGCCUGAAAACCCUUUUGCCGUGCCUCAGGAUGGGGGAGGUGAGACCCAAGGCACCUGGCUCAGCCUCCGAGAAGUCCCACUUCAAGACGCCAGGGAGAGCCAGGACGGCCACGGCGGUGGCAGAGGAGAAAACGCUGCCUGUGCCCGAACCCUUCCUCGGACUUCUAACACUACGAGCAAACUCAGGGGUGGGGGCCGGGUGCAGGGAGGGGCUUCUGAGCCACCCGUCCGCAAGCAAUAGUCCCAUUUUGGGCCGGUGGCUUCUGAGAGGUGGCGCCACGGUGGACUCAGGGUGACCGACACAGCUGCCCUGGCCGAGUGAAGCCGGGAGGAUUCAGGCCAUGUGUCGUACCCGUGCGUGGUUCCCUUGCCCCCUCCAGUAGUGGCCUGCGGGCCUAUCUGUGUCAGAAUAUCGAAUGUGAGUGUGUGUGCGUGCGUGUGCGUGUGUGUGUGAUCAGGGGUAUCCUUUUUGUUUGUUUGAUUGGUUUUAUUGGGGUCCCCCCAAGUUCUCUGAUGGGCCUGAGUCACCUUGUGCUGGGGGUCUGGCCCAGCGUCCGGGCUCCAGCUUCUUGCUGCAGCUGUGAGCCAGAUGGAGUUGGUAAGCACAGGGCACAGCCCCACUGUGUCUCAGGGGGUGCUGGGGAUGCGAAAUGCCGGUGGGGUUUCGUUCUUAUGGAAUUUGUUCCCAUAAUGACAGUGAUAAUGAGAGACACGUCUCAGGCCAUCCUCGGGGCAGGCACUAGAUUAUCUUCACGUAUGCCCUCUCUCAUCACCUGGGAGGUGGGUGGGAUGAACUCCCUGCAGAAAUGGCCCAUGUCUCACAGCCAGGAGGAGACCAGUCCUCGGUUUGACCUCAGAGGUAUAAGAACCCAAAGUCCAAGCUCCCCAGCCCAGGGUACCCCCAACACAGUCCCUGGAGCAUCUCCCCAGUGGCUUCUCAGUGGAUGGGCCAUCACCCAAGCUCUCCACCGUCGCUGCCCCAGGACCCUGCUAUACACGACACAUUCUGGGUAAGCACCUACUGUCUGCCAGUCCUCUGCUGGGCGGCGAUCGGGAAAGGAGAUGAGUCAGGCUGGCCUCGUCCCUGCCCUGGGGAAGCCGCAUCUGGUGGGAGAGCCAGACACACAGAUCAUUGCUGGACAGAGUGAUGAGCACUAUGGAAGUGCAGAGGGGAAGGUUCUAGAAGCCCUUCCCUUUUAAGGCGGGACUUCCACAAAAACUUGGAUGCCCGUAACAUCUGUCCACAGAGCUCACCACUGCCACCACCCACCCCGCCAGCCCGGGGGCACACACACGGCAGGGCAUGACCUAGGAAAUGAUCACAUAAAUCCCCGAGGGCCAAGGUGGCAGUGUAGACACCCUCAUUCCCCUGGUGUUAGUGAAGCCAAAAUCUCCCUCCAGCACCCAGCUGGGUGGGCCCGGCUCCUCUGCUCUCAUACCCUCACUCAGCAGGACCCAGUGUCUUCCACAGACCCUCUGCCCAUCAGACGUGGCAGUGAGCAGGCAGGCCCCUGCUCGUGGUGCUGGUGUCCUAGCUGGGGGAGAGGACAGGGAAGAAAUAAGCAGUGAAUAAGGAAGGUAGCAAUAGCAGUGAGCCCUAAGCCAAGAAUUUGGUCAAAACAAUGUUCAUGAGGGUCCUGUUGAGCUUGGGUGGUCUGGGAAGGGCUUUCUGAGCAGGCUAAGCCCAGCUCUGAAUGAUAAGCAAGAGCCAACCAUGGACAUUAAAGAUAAGAGAGCAUUCCAGGCAGAAGGAACAGCUAGUGCAAAGGCCCUGAGGCAGCAACUAGCUUGAUGCUUUCAAGGAAUCAAAAGAAAUCCAGGUUGGCUGGGACACAGAGGAAGGGCGGAAAGAGAGGUGGGUGAGACCCCAGAUGCUGUGGUCCGCUGUGAGUCACCUUAGCCUGGAAAAACAUAACACCCGCCCUUUGAUAAAGCAGAAAGAAGUUUCUAGGGUGUCAAGCAUUUUCCAUCCAGCCUGGCCUUUCAUCCUCUCAAAGCCCAUAAAGAAGGGGCUCUCCCCAUUUCGUGGACCAGGAUGCUGAGCCUCAGAUGGGUCAGGCGGCUUGCCCAAGGUCACACAGGCAAGCUGAGGAAGACCCGGACCUGUGGCUUGAGUCCCGUCUUCUCCAGGGCCCAGGUGUACAGCUUUGGCAGAGGCAAUGUCAGAGAACCUUUGCUUGGGGUCUUGAUUAGGGAUAGGCGUGGCUUUCUUUACCCUGGACGCUGAGACAUGCCAGGACCUGUCCCUGGGCCUUGCAGAGCAGUAGUUGCCCUGGAGGCAUGCUCAGCAGCCAUUCAGCCCAGCUGGAUCAGCACACACCUGCAUCCCAUGUGCAUAGCCUCGGGAAUCAGAGAAACCUGAGCCUUGGGGAGAGGGGUGUGGGCACAGAGCCAGAUUCUGACAUCAGCUCUGCACUGAGACCAGUGUGACCUCAGGCAAGUCCUGCGCCUUCUCUGCCUUCACUAAAUGGAAGGGCUCAGACCAGGUGUUUUUAGGGGGCUUGCAUCUCUGGCUUCCUGCGGUUCUGGGUGCUGCUCAUGCAGCUGUUCAUACGGAGACGCUUCCUCUGCCGAGAAGGAGCUGGUGGCCUUGCCUCUCUGCCCCGAACACUAGAGCCAGAGGUCACUGUCACAGAGGCCAGCAAGGGCUAGGGUUCCCCUGAUCUGCAUCCCUGGGCUUGAGAACUUGCAAGGCGCUGCUCCUGACUCCACCAGAGGUCUUUCCAGGAGCGACUGACGACCCCGUGGAGGUUGACUGUUGCAGCCGGUCUGGGGAUCAGAAUCCUCUGUUGUACGCAGGCGGCCCCUCAUCGUGAAGCUCAGCAGACAUCACAGACUUAGCAAACUGACACAGGGCAGCCUGGGAUGCAGGGGACGGAGUGCAGGGACCCACAGCACUCGCUGCCCCUUCCCCGCUGGGUGGUAUUGGGCAAAUCGCUUCACCUCUCUGAGCCUCACCUGUCAAGUGUGUGGGGUGUUGGCGUGGGACGGAGUGGCUGAGGGGAGAGGGCAGUGUGCAUGGGUGUGAAUGCCCAUCUGAAAGGCACACGUGUGCGGUCCAUUCCCUCUCGAUGUCAAGGGCUCCUCAAAGCCCCUGGGACAUGGGCCAUCCUGACAAAAACCUGCCCCAUCCUACCAUGGCAGGCAGAAGUGCCAAUGAGUAGAGUGUCCCUGAGAAUAAGAUGCAGGGUAGUGACACGUUCAAGUAGAGAUUUACAGAGUUAGUGUUUUUUAGUGACUCCCUAACCUGAUUUUUCGAGCUGCCUAGUUUUACUUUUUACUGUGAGCUUCUGGCUAUAACCACAUAAUUUGUAAAAAUAACAAUAAUAAUACUACGAAAAGAGAAACAAAAAGAAGAGAAAGAAGAUGGCAAUAUAUCCGCUGAGGAACUUGUCUUUGACUCCCUGUAUUUGUAAGGACUUUUUCCCACUGGGAACUGUGUGUUAUAACGAGCAGUUUUAUGCUUUCCUUCUCAUCUGUGUAUAGCGUAAUUGUGCGUUUUGGAAUCUCUACGCAGAACCAAUACCUGGUAGCACCCAUGGGCCUCUCUGCCCCCACCUGAACCUCUGAGAUCCCCCUGCACCUCAAGGAGCAGCCCGCUAGCGCAGAAGGGCCUGGGGCCGCCAGCUGCCAGCCCGACAUCUGACGCUGACGGGGACCAAUAGGAAACAGGCCUUAACUGAAAGCACACGCACGCACACACACACAUGCACACAUGCACACAUGUGAUUCUGCAGGUAGAUCCCGUCUCUCUGAUAAGCCCGUCUCUGAUGCUUUAGAGAAAUAGCAGGUAGGCAGCUAGCGUUCCUGGAGUGGUGGCAUUUCCCCUCUUCAUCCAAAAAACCCUUCAGGCAAAUUCAUCCCCAGGGCUAGAAAGGAGGGCUUGGGGGCAUCAGGGAAAACACAGCCAGGAAUGGGGGUUAACAGGCUUCUGCUACCAAGAGAUGCUUCUCAGCUCACCAUCAAAUCAAAAGCUCCCUUUAGGCCAUUCCCGUCACAUCGAGCCCGGCACCGUCUCCCAUGCACCCAGCAGACCCCCCAGACCCCUGUCCACACCAGGCCGGUGUCCCGGCCCUCUGCUGUCCCUCCAGACCACGGUCCCUGCCCAGGCCCUGUCUCCUGGCUCCUCUGACACCCCAUUUACUGUGUCUACUACUAGAGGUUGUGCCGUAAAAGCAGACUAGUUUCCCAGAGUCACAGACUUUUUAAAAAUUGUUUAUUGAUUUAUUUUCAUUUUUUCAGCUUGGCUGAUUGGUCCCCACCAAUGGGAGGAGCCAUGCCUUAGGUGGCCCUCAGAGGUGAAUGUGCAGAUUCCGCAGCGAUCCAAGUUGACGUGAUGGCCCCGAGAGGAGUUGCUGGGGGCAUUUCAUUGCAGACACGUCCGGGUGGGCCCCCCUCUCUGCGGCAACCUUGGGGGGUUCUUAUCUUACUGCUCACCUGGCGAGCAUAGACAGUGUCUACCUGUCCCCACAGGCCAUCUGAAAGGUCAGCGGGGACUGGGUGGGUGACACUCUGGUCACUGCCACCUGCAGGCCCAGAACUCACCACCAGGCUGGGGUGAUGUCCUGUCCCCUCCAGAAAACAAACACGGCUCACCCUCCGUCUGACCGAUGCCACGCCAGGCUCCCCAGCCCUUCCUUACAGCACAAAUGCAGCCCCAGAUGGUGAUUAAGUGAAUGUAUGCAGCUUUGGAGCCCGUGGCCUGAAAACUUGAAUGUUGAGUUGAGCAGUCAGGUGGGAUAGAAGAUUCUAGAAAUUCCAUUUGUUCAUGCAUGCAUUCAUUCAUCUAUUCAACAAAUAUUUACCCAGUGCCCCUCCGGGAGCUGUUCCUGCUGUAGACGGAGAUGUCAGGGAACAUGCCGUGUCUGAGGGAGAGGCUGGGAUCACCUGUGAAAUGACUUGUUGUGCCUAACGGUUAGGAAUGCUCAAAUUCAUAAGGAGAAUAAGUGACCUUGGAGGUGGCAUUGUCUCCCCCCUGCCCCGCCCCCAAGUUUUCAGUCCAAGAUGCUGCCAGACAGUUGGUGCUAGAUAGAUGCUUGAUGAGUGAGCAGCUUUGGCUAUUAGUUACACUCUACCUAAAACUCCUAUCUUCACAUCAAAACCCUGACCUGUUUGCCCUUGACAGACUGAAAUUCAGGGCUGCUGCAGUGCCCACCUCCAGGGGGCACCGUUUCUAUAGACUGUGCUGUGAACAGUGACCCCAGGGAUGGUGCAGUGAGGUGCCCUGUGAAUUGCCCUAAACUGCUCUCCGAAAUGUGCAGGAUCCCAUCAAAGUCAGCGAACCCCAGGAAGGGUCACCGUGCACAUGAUCAAAACUUACAGAUUACACGGCCUCUGUGGGCAUCCAGUGUGGCCACAACUGGAACCAAACUGGUGUCCCCAAGAGAAUCUCUUCUUAGAAACUCACCUCAAGUUCUCACCUCGGUUCCUUCCUGUCUCUUCCCCAUCUUCUAGGUUAAAGCUAGUGGGAUACGUCACUGUCAAAUAACCAAACAGUCAGGGUCUGGGUGAUGGACAAUAACUAAGUGGGGACAGCGAGAGUGGGGGGCUUUGUCACCCUGACAAGGUAGGACCUCCCCCCAAGUUCGGAUCAGCCGGACAAGGGCGCAGACACCAUGGGACAGACUUGUCUCUCUCCUGUAAACCCCUACUUCACGUGAGCAGGCGUGGGGUCUCUCUGAGAGCUGAUAACCGGGAAAACCAAAAACCAAUAAUAUUCCUAAUAAUAAUAAUAUAAUGUAAUAAUAAUAAUAAUAAUGUGUUUUACACGGACCGCUGUUGCACUGCUUUUGUCUUUAUAUACAGUAGUUUUUAUAAAGAUGUCCUUAGGUUUUAAUAAAGGAGUGUCACGUCAA
Balaenoptera acutorostrata (minke whale) is the source of this 6953-nucleotide messenger RNA. RefSeq names its product shisa like 1 (gene SHISAL1). The record is from RefSeq and is a predicted model, not a curated record. NCBI's taxonomy places the organism in Eukaryota, Metazoa, Chordata, Mammalia, Artiodactyla, Balaenopteridae. The transcript is spliced from 5 exons. The coding region runs from base 508 to 1104 and encodes 198 amino acids.